This is a messenger RNA of Solanum pennellii, 536 nucleotides long. RefSeq lists its product as uncharacterized. The transcript has 3 exons. The record is from RefSeq and is a predicted model, not a curated record. Bases 40 to 501 code for a protein of 153 amino acids. NCBI's taxonomy places the organism in Eukaryota, Viridiplantae, Streptophyta, Magnoliopsida, Solanales, Solanaceae.
AACAUUAUAUGUGUCAAAGUUUUAAGAAAGAGAGAAACAAUGAAGAUAAAGGUAGUUAUUGAUGUGUCUGUGAAUGGAUGUCAACCUCGAUCAAGUUUGAAGAAUUGUAUUUUAGGGUGGUUGAAGCCAAUGGUACCUUGCUUAUUUAAACAAACUACUUGCAAAAAUAAAGUCAUGACUAUAGCAGCAACUUUACCAGGAGUGGAGAAAGUAAGUUUAGAGGAAGAAAAGAAUUUGCUGACAGUGAUAGGAGAGGGAAUAGAUGCAGUGGAGCUGGUUAAUAUAAUUAGGAAAAAAGUGGGAUUUGCUAAAAUAGUGAACCAAGGUCCAGAGCCAGUUGAGAAAAAAGAAGAAAAAGAAGAAAAAACACAAGAGAAAAAAGAUGAAAUAGUGGUUAAUUCAUGUAAUUGUCAUAGUUAUUAUAAUAAUAAUAAUAAUAGGAUAAUUCCUAGGGUUGAAAUGUGGGAAGUUAAUCCUUAUACUAGCUACUCAUGUUGGUGAUGCAUAUCUUUGAGGAAAAAUAAGAAAGAAUUAUA